CUUCUAUAAUUUCUUGAAAGAUGACGUAAAUCCAGUCCUACAUUGGCUCUGCUUUCUUGACCUCUGUGUGUUUGGCUGCGACCUACCACCUUAGGUUAAUGCUCGUCCUCACUGAUCACUACUAUUUUGGGAAUAUUAACCUUUCUUGUUCAAGGUGACAUUCAAUCUACAGCCAUGUAACAUCCUGUUGUCUCUGCAUGGGCAGGUUCGACUACUGCAAGUUCAUUGAGCUAGACUACGUCCCAAUGGAGACGGGUUACAUGGUCUCGAUGCGGCCAACAAAAGGCUAUGCGUCUUCAAAGACCCCCUCUAAGAGCUAUGCCUCCACCAAGCGGCCAUCAGCUCCGGCCAGUAAUAGAGAUCCGUUUGUCAAUGCCACCCACAGUAGCAGCAGUGGCUCAUGUAAGGGCAGUGACUGCAGCCCUACCAAGGGACGUCACCAGAAGUACACGUCAUGCACGGAUAACCAUGGACUCCGGCCUCCUCCCCCAGAGCAGUACCUCACCCCCCUACAACAGAAGGAGGUGUGUAUACGACACCUGCGGGCCAGGCUAAAAGAGACCGUCGACAGACUGCAGGACAGAGACACGGAGAUCGAUGAGCUUAGAGGCCAGCUGUCAAGAAUGCAGGAGGACUGGAUCGAGGAAGAGUGUCACAGGGUGGAGGCCCAGUUGGCCCUGAAAGACGCGCGGCACGAGAUCCAGCAGCUCAAGGAUGUUGUUGAAACCGUUCACAAUAGCCUGAGUGAUGCCGGGGGGCUUAGUGGGGAUGAAGGGGUCCAGAAGUUCUUCAUGGAAAUUAAUGCCCAGAACCACAAGCUGGAGAACCUACUGCUCAACAUGGAGAUAGCCCAGACUAGCAUGGCCAAGGAGGGUGAGGCCCCUGCUUCUGUAUCGGGGGAGAGUCCCGGAGCCAUUCCAAGACCUCCAUUUGGAGGAAGGGCAGUGUGUUCAUGUGAUGUGUCUCCUGCCAACUCGCUGAAACGGAGCUCCACAUACAACAAGCUGAGCGAACAAGUAUUUGCAGACCGAAGAAGAAAGGGUUCAGGGCUUCGUUGCAUGUCCGGGGAUGGCACUCAGGACAGUGACUUUGUGUGCUGCGGGGAAAGCAACAUCCCUAGCCGAGCUGACUUGCUGCUGGAGGCCGCCUUUCUGUCAGAGGAGACGGCCUCAUUACUCAACUCUUACUCCCAGAUGCCCCACUCUUCCACCUAUGAGAAGCUGUGCACAGGGGACCGUCUGUCCCCAUUCCAUCGUGCCCUGGACGGAGUGAGCAGUGUUAGCCACCCUUGCUUGUAUCACCACCACCUCUACUUGCACCACCUGCGAGAGAUGGGCAUCCAGACAGAAAGCUGCCCUGUUCCCACCACAACUGGUAACCCUUCUGACCUGGACACCAUCACAGAGCAACGCACUUUCCACUCACAGGCCUGCAGUCCCACUUCCACCUGGAUGUCGGAUGAGGGUGAAGAAGAAAUGGAUUCCAUUACCACAAUAACCGCAGCCAAUGAACCAAUCACUGUCUCCAAAACUCUUCUGCUUUCAGCCAUACCGCAGUCGUCCAUGAUACCCUGCUCCAUUGAGAUUCCUCAUUACGGCAAGGGGGAAGUUGAAGGAGAGGCAAAACAGGAAAAUGACGAAAAAGAGAAGGAAACUUGUAUAUUAGAAAAACCAACAGAGUUUGUGGAGAGGUUGUCCCACGCUUCUGAGAAAGGAAUAGAUUUAGAACCAGAAAGUUUGGAUGAAAACACCUAUGUGCAAUCUAGGCAGGGAAACACCUACUCUGAACAGAAGAAAUAUAUGGACGCGGUAGAGGGAGAUUUACCAAAAGUAGGGUGUGAGGGUAGUCUCGAAUUAGGAGGAUGCACUAGAGAAGUCCAGCCAGGAGAGAUUAGGGAGGGAAUCCCUAGUAGUUGUAGUGAGACACGGCUGGAGUUGGAGGAAUUAAAAGUAUGCCCACAGACAGAGGCAACACCGGACAAUCCAAGUAACCCAGGGAUGUCACCAGGUGUAGAAAUGCCUCAUACUUCCCAGCCAAAGAGAUGUACCACCCAAGAACAGAUAGUGGGCUUCACCAGAGAGAGGAGCCAUAUUGAAGACAGUGCAGAACUGGAUUCUGAAAAACAGGGAGCCAUAGGUGGUAAUGUAGAACCAGAACCUGCGGCAGACUCUGGUACAGUUCAGAAAAGCUACUGGAGCCGCCAUUUUCUUGUAGACCUCCUUGCGGUGGCUGUACCGAUGGUCCCAACGGUGGCGUGGCUCUGCCGUGGCCCUGUCCGCAAUGGACAGCCCAUGUAUCACAUCGGAUCCCUGCUGCGUGGAUGCUGCACUGUAGCCUUACACUCACUGCGCCGGGGGGGCGGCCUGAGACACUACCCUGCAGGCGGGGGGGACCUUGGGGGAACAUCCAGGAGGGUGAAGCCCUCUCUGAGCAGCGAUGUGUUUAAUGUCCACGUCCGGAAUUACGUAAGUCUUACAGAGAUCUCCAACUCGGGCUCGGACUCCGACUCCGACUCUGCGCCCGAGGCCCCGGGAGGAGACGUGGGUUGUGCCAGCCCGGAUAACACUUACGAAGACCUCCAGCCCCCGGCCCCCGCCUCCGACUCUGCGGGGGCGAAAGCCUAG
This is a messenger RNA of Gadus chalcogrammus (walleye pollock), 2624 nucleotides long. RefSeq names its product syntaphilin b (gene snphb). Gene Ontology annotation, cellular component: mitochondrion; cytoplasmic microtubule. The transcript has 9 exons. The record is from RefSeq and is a predicted model, not a curated record. Bases 198 to 2624 code for a protein of 808 amino acids. NCBI's taxonomy places the organism in Eukaryota, Metazoa, Chordata, Actinopteri, Gadiformes, Gadidae. Gene Ontology annotation, biological process: neuron differentiation.